Oncorhynchus masou masou (cherry salmon) is the source of this 2620-nucleotide messenger RNA. RefSeq lists its product as uncharacterized. The record is from RefSeq and is a predicted model, not a curated record. The transcript has 6 exons. The coding region runs from base 422 to 1261 and encodes 279 amino acids. Lineage: Eukaryota; Metazoa; Chordata; Actinopteri; Salmoniformes; Salmonidae.
GAAGCCAAUGAAAAAGACGGAUCCAUAACGGAGAGAAGUAGUAUGUCUGUUGUAAACUAGCGUGCCAUGUAGCCUACAUUCGGCUGUGUGUAUGUCUGUGAGAGUGUUUAAAUGUGAGCAAGUUCAGUAAAAGUAACCUACAUAGUUUGCGCGCUGUUCCUACAAUUAUUUUUGCAAAGCAGAGGAGGAGAAAGUCGAAACGACUAUGAUGUAUUCAUUUGGGACCUGGGAAACCAGCUACCAGGACUGGCUACGUCGCUACCAAGCUAAAUAAACGCACAAGAAGUCGGUUUUAGUUCAAAUUCGUCCUAAUCCGGCCUGUCACAAAUAACGGAUUUGGUCGCUAUCAUGUCAAGAUUUUGACCUGCACAGAGUUUAUCUUCAACCUGAUAUCGGGGCUGAUUCUUCUCUUUAACAGAAGAUGUUGAAGACUCUAACCAAGAAGCUAAGGAGACACUCACUCAACGAGAUACAUCCCUUUCAGUUCAAGAUUUCCUACCAUUGCAGUGGGGACGGAGCAGAGAGUGACGAUUCCGAGGGGGAGAACCAGGAGCUUGCACAGAUUGACAGAGAGAGGCGGCGGAACGGCGGCCUCACCCCUCUGGCCACCAGCCAACAGCACAACCAGGGUCCCCUCUCCCCGGCAUGCCUCUGUCGCCUACGCCUCCUUCUAGACCCAACUCUGGACCACCACUCUUCCGAAGAAGAGCUGGAGCGAAUCAGCUGCGGCGUUGGAGAUGGCAAGAAGUGGAUGCUGCACCAUCACCACGUCGAGCACCACAGCAGUGCCUCCAGCGACGAGGAGGUGCGGGACCUGUUCGGCUGUGGUCCGGUGGUGGCGGCCUUGGAGCCUGGGACUUGCCUGGGGACCUCCCCCAGCCCAGUGCUCUUUAGCUCCAGCCCGCCUCGCAGCCUCAAGCCCCCGCCCCCCAUUCGGCUCCAGUUCCAGGUGGUGCAGCCUGCUGCCAGGCCCAUUAUCUUGACCCACUUUGACCAGUCAGCGGUUCCCUAUACGAAGCACAGGCACAGCUACGGGGGAGAGGUUGGGAGGCCGAGUCUGGACCUGGAGAAAAUGCAACAGAAAAUGCUCCUUAAAAAGAACUGUGGUGGGAAAACACGGACCAUAAAGAUUCGGAACUUGACUGGCACUCGCCCUCUACCCUGUUAUGCCUACGAACCCUCCAUUUUUGCCUUCCGGUCCCUCAGCACGGUCCCUCCUUGCAGUCCACUGACUCCGUCCGAAGACCGCACAUGUGUGUGAGGGGAUAACACCAACUGACCCCCCCCCACACACUUAUUGACCGUAUAUGAGACCCCCAGACUAUAACUUGUCUCAGCUUUGAAGGUGAGACUGUGCUAAAUAAUGAGUAAUAAUGACCGAUAGGAUAAUUUGACAAAGCCAAUGUUUGAAAGGUCAAUAUUGUACUCUCAGGUAAUCCCACUCUGUCAAGUCAUGCUCUUGCUCGGACAACUGCUCAACAAACACAAGCAUCUAAUACACCAAGAAUGGGGUGAUCUUAACCCUGAUAUUGAAUGAUGAUGUGAGACAUGCAGAUUGUGAUAAGGCUGCAAUUAGAAGUCUCUUUGAAAAUACACCGCUUCACUCAAGCUCUUAGUUCCAAGGACACUUCAGAUAUUUCAUACAUUAACAGCUGUCUUUUGGAUGUCUGUUCAGAAAAUGGACUUCACUAUCAAAUAUAUUUUCAAAGGACAACACAAGCAUUGGAAAGCGUUCAGACUACUCCGAUGCAUUUGAUAUUCACAAGAGAACUGUAUCUGGAUGACAAUCAAGGGUCAAUCAAACUCAAGACAGGUUCAUUGUCUAGACUGGAAAAAGCUCAUUAGGACCACUCAUUAACCGAGGGGUUCUUGAUACAUUGCAAGCUGUACACUUGCACAAUACAUGCAGAGUCGAUUUCUUUGUAUGUAUCAACCAGUUAGAGGGAAACUGGCCUGACAAUCUGUCCUAAUACACAUGAAUAGGUUGUGGUGACAGAGGGCAUCCCUGACACAUGCAGUCAUUUGAAAGUAAAGUAGAUGUCUGUCUGCAUCACUAUUUUGUGGAUGUUAUUUGAAUUGUCCAGGUAAUAAGCUACUACGGCAUGUAUGAUCGUAGUUUGCGUUAACAUUAAAACGUUUUUUUUUUUUUGCUUCAACCUGUCUGAGUUUGAUUUUCACUGUAGAGGAAAACCAAUGUCCUCUUUUCUGCAUGUAUUUCACUGUGCUGAGGUGUAGAAAAGAACAGUAUGUAAGCAUUUAAGGGAAGUAUAAGAAAUCUACUAGAAUGACAUGAGAUUUCUAACCCAUACCUUCUUUUCUUGUAUGAGACAACCAACAUUAUGCUUCUGAAUGACAUUCCUGAUGGAUUGAAUGUAAAACGGAAAGUAGUCUUAACUGUAGAGUCGUUAUGCUAAGGUAAUCAGAGGACAGAUAUGAAAAACCUUUUCUCAAGUGACAUGACAACCUAUUUAUGCAUUUGAAUGUAUACCGUGAUGGACAUGUUGAGAUCAAAACAAUGUCGUCACCGUAACCAAGCUCUUCUAAAGUGACUGCUGUGAUGUUUCUUUGUCCCUCGCAUUACUUCUGAACAAAUAAACGCCCUGUGGCCUCUUGAUUCUUA